Molecule: messenger RNA, 819 nt
Organism: Hemisphaericaspora subhashii
Lineage: Eukaryota; Fungi; Ascomycota; Pichiomycetes; Serinales; Debaryomycetaceae
Gene: VPS28
Product: ESCRT-I subunit protein
Exons: 1
Coding region: 1-819 (272 amino acids)
Biological process (GO): protein transport to vacuole involved in ubiquitin-dependent protein catabolic process via the multivesicular body sorting pathway
Cellular component (GO): ESCRT I complex
Molecular function (GO): protein-containing complex binding
Source: RefSeq, a predicted model, not a curated record
AUGUCAGGUACAACGUCUCCUCCGGAAUAUGCACCAACUGCAACUACCUCGUACACACUAUCAUCCACAUCUGCAUUAUACGAUGAAGAAAUAUCGCGAAGAUCAUUAAUCAAAACUCCAUUACAUAAGUCAGUUUAUGAUUCAUUAGCAGAAAUCUAUUCAAUCUUACCUACACUUGAAAUGGUAGAAUUAUCAUUCGUAAAGGAUUAUAUAACAGAUAAAGAGAAAUAUACAUCAACUUCAUAUCGUCUAAUCAAUCAAUUUCAAAUAAUUCUAAAAGGAUUUUUAGAUGAUACUGAAAAAUUAUCAUUCCUAACACAAUUCUUACCUGGUUUAUCACCUGAUUUAAACAAUUUCUUAGAUUUGAUGUCUAAGAAGUUUAGUAUCAGUUGUCCACAAGCUGUCAAAAGAUUAAAGCUGGGUGUACCUGCUACAAUUGAGCAUCUAAACACUCAAGUGGAAAGCAAUUCCCAUCCUCAACCUGCAUCAACAACUCCAUCAAAUAGUAAUGCUAGUGCGAGAUUGAUUGCGGAAAUCACGGGGAAUUUUAUUACUUGUAUGGAUGCGGUUAAGUUGAAUUAUAGGUCCAAGGAUCAAUUACAUCCCUUAUUGAGUGAAUUGGUUGUUAAUUUGAAUGAUUUGGUUGAGAAGAAUGAACAACAUAAUACAUUGGAAUUUCUGGGGAAAUCAAAAUUAGUUAAUUGGUUAAUAAAGAUUAAUAAUUUGGGUGAUAGUGACGAGAUAAGUGAGAGUGAUGCAGAAGCUUUCUUGAAUGAUUUAGAUUUGGCGUAUAAAGGAUUCUAUACAUCGUUAGAGUAA